UCUUGUGUCACUCGACAGAUGCCCCAUAAUCGGAACCUGCCCCGGGCCAAGGUACGCCAGCCCGUUGAUCGGCAUAUUGGGAAUGAUCAGCAGAUGCACCGGCGCUUUGGGAGCAAUGUCGCGCACCACGAAGCACCGCUGGUCCCGAUAGAUCACGUCAGGAUGCAGCGGGUCGCGGGACAUUGCCAUGAAUGGCGAGCUGCGGGCAGGUGUCAUCGUCAUCUGUAUCUCCUUGGUGUUGUCCGCGGUCAUUUCGAGUCAACUGUCAUGCGAGCGGCAGCGUGCAUCUUGUUCCGCAUCCUUCGACAAGCUCAGGAUGAGCGCAUCGCACUCACC
Geodia barretti is the source of this 336-nucleotide messenger RNA. NCBI's taxonomy places the organism in Eukaryota, Metazoa, Porifera, Demospongiae, Tetractinellida, Geodiidae. The record is from the annotation of a GenBank genome assembly.